This is a messenger RNA of Myxozyma melibiosi, 846 nucleotides long. RefSeq lists its product as uncharacterized. The record is from RefSeq and is a predicted model, not a curated record. The annotation marks the transcript as partial. NCBI's taxonomy places the organism in Eukaryota, Fungi, Ascomycota, Lipomycetes, Lipomycetales, Lipomycetaceae. The transcript is spliced from 2 exons.
GCGAGGGUACGAAGCCCAGCGGCUGGACUACCGCAGCGGAAGACAGAGCGAAGAGAGUCGCGAGAGAGAGCAAAGCGACGCCGCCCGAGCCAGCGCGAGCGCGUGCAGAUCGCGCGGCAAGGCCCCGGGCGCCAGGCGGGACACCCUUUCCGAUACAGAUUGAAGGAGCAAGUCGCCAGAGGCGAUGCUUGUCCAGUCUUAUUUUCUCCGCUUCUACCGUCGUCUAGGACCGUGCUUCUCAUCUACAGACCUCCCUCUGCUGGAUUUCGCCUGCAGCGCGCAGACAAGAGCCAGAUCUGGGCAGCGAGGAGCGGGCAAGGUUUUACAAAUGUCCCACUUGCGACGUCCAGGGAGGCUUUUGCAUUUGGCAAGCUGCAUUCUAAUGGUAAAUCUUAUUGCCGGCCGCUGCUAUAUACGGCCGUCCUCAGGUCUAUCGGCGGUAUAUGCUCCCUUCCUUUGCGCCUGGCUCGUCCGUCAAGCGAAAAGGCAAAUCGUACGACGACAGCUCUGGUCACUGUUGCUGCUGUCCACCCUGGCCGCUGGAUCGCUCUUCUGCUCAUCCAGGCGCGUCUUGUCGGCGUACCCAUCACCUCCCCGCUCGCAGUCGGGCGCAGGCAAUUAUGUGUUUUGAUAACACGACACAAACACACAGAGGGAGAGAGGCAGAGAGAGGGAAUGUGGUGGCUGGCCCUAAAAGUGAACGCUAGACAAUCUAAUCUCUAUAUGCACACAGUGACAUCCCCACGCCCAAAUGCACUGUCAACUGGUCGUCAGCCGCAGUGCAGUCGACAUGCAGAAGCGAGAGUCGUGUGAGUCGAAGGCUCUUGCGGUAUCAGUCUGAGCAGA